Molecule: messenger RNA, 354 nt
Organism: Puma concolor (puma)
Lineage: Eukaryota; Metazoa; Chordata; Mammalia; Carnivora; Felidae
Gene: GUCA2B
Product: guanylate cyclase activator 2B
Cellular component (GO): extracellular region
Molecular function (GO): guanylate cyclase activator activity
Source: RefSeq, a predicted model, not a curated record
AUGCGCGGCAGGAUGGCGUCAGGACUUCUGUCCGGGAUGGCUGUGUUCCUCCUGGUGCUUCUGCAGGGCACACAGUCAGUCUACAUUCAGUACCAAGGCUUCCAGGUCCAGCUGGAAUCAGUGAAGAAGCUGAGUAACCUGGAGCAGCAGUGGCUGCCCAACCCCCGCCUCCAGGCCCAGAGCCUCGUGCCCUCCGUGUGUCACCACCCGGCCCUGCCACAGGACCUCCAGCCCAUCUGUGCAUCCAGGGAAGCGGCCAGCGUCUUCCAGGCUUUGAGGACCAUGGCUAAUGACGACUGUGAGCUGUGUGUGAAUGUCGCCUGUACCGGCUGCCUCGGAGAUGUGGCGCCCUGA